CAAGAACUCUGUGGAGCUGGUGUUUUUCGCACAGUGUGUGAGGACGCUUCCCUUAUAUCGUUUCUGCUUCGCACUUCAAUAGUUCGAAAGACUCUGUUUAAAACUCAAGAACACGAGGAACCCAAAUUUUUGACCAACGUCAUGCUUUUAGUAGUUCUUACCGCAGCCCUUGCGGCUCAGAUGGCUUCGGGACGUGUCAUAGCGCGUCACGGAGGUCACGAUGAAGUAUCGUAUUCCCUUACCGACACCAAAAUUGCAAUGAGCAGAACCACUGUUCAACACUCGUCAUCUCCUUAUGUGUCGUCGAUGGCGCGCAACAUGACAAUAACCAUCCACACGACGGAAACCGCAUUCCGCCCCGCCCCAAGCAACGGAAGCCACGCUCCCUACCCAAACGCAACCUCCACAUCCAGCGGGAGCUGCGGAUCAGGUAUCCCCGCUUCCUCGCUUGCCCUGUCCACGCCCUCAACCCCCACAGCUCCGCCAACAGCACCGUGGCUCGCCUGGCCCACUCCACGCGCGAACAACAGCGCAGUUUUCACAUCCACAAUGACCACCCCGCGCUUCUCCCUCAUCGGCGCAGCGCCCUCGCAAGCCGCGCCCUCCGAUCCGAUUAUCUUCGAUCCCGGGCGCCUGCCUAGUCCCACCGCGCUGACGAGCACGCUGCACAUCACCGUCACAGCGAGCGUGCCGGGCUCGACGGGUGCGCGUUCUACUGCGGGACAGGUGGCGGCGUCGUCGGAAGCUGCAGGUACGGGUACGUCGACCACGACCGUGUCUUCUGCGGGUAGCUACGCGGAACCCCCGUCUUCUAUGGCUUCGGCAUCGUCGCGUCCAGCCCCGCUGACCUCGUCGUCGCUAGCGGCGCGGCCGUCGUCGAUGGCACACGGGCUGCCGGCGGUGCACACGACUAUUCUCUCGGCGGAUCCGCGCUGUCCGUAUCCGUUCCCGGGGGUGUACUGUGGAGAGCCGAAGACGACGCUUGUUACUGAGGCGCGGAGCGCGGAGACGAGUGCGCCGACGGCUACGGGCGGGAGUGGGAAGCCGAAGGAGACGGGGUGGUGUCCUUACCCUGGACUCAUCUGUUGAGGGGAAUGCUGACAGAAAGUUAGAUCGCGGAUGACUGUUACGAAGACGUUGAUGCUGGUGAUUGUUGCGGAUGUUGUUGCGCAGGGGAUGCGAGUUUGAUGUACAGGGAGGAGAGAGUUGAUUCAGUUCGUUUGU
Boeremia exigua is the source of this 1224-nucleotide messenger RNA. RefSeq lists its product as uncharacterized. Lineage: Eukaryota; Fungi; Ascomycota; Dothideomycetes; Pleosporales; Didymellaceae. The transcript has a single exon. The record is from RefSeq and is a predicted model, not a curated record. Bases 142 to 1089 code for a protein of 315 amino acids.